This is a messenger RNA of Physella acuta, 1601 nucleotides long. RefSeq lists its product as uncharacterized. The record is from RefSeq and is a predicted model, not a curated record. NCBI's taxonomy places the organism in Eukaryota, Metazoa, Mollusca, Gastropoda, Physidae.
AUGGGCUAUGGCGUGUUCAUGUUUGGUUUCGACUCCAUGUCUAGAAUGGCCUGGCUGAGAAAUCUGCCCAAAUCCAGAGAGUUCUACACCAGAGAUCUGAAGGGGAUGGAGCUGACAGGCUACAACAUUGUCGGGGACGCUACAGUUAACAACCUCCUGCCCCUGUUGACGGGCCAGUCUCUAAAGGACCUGUACUCUGCCAGGUGGGACGACCCCUAUGCCAGCCAUGUGGAUGACUUCCCUUUUAUCUGGAAGAGCUUCAAGUCUGCUGGAUACGUCACGGCCUGGGGCGAGGAUAAGGCUUAUGGUGGCACCUUCCAGAUGCGACUGGUGGGAUUCAACUCCACCCCAACUGACCACUCGAUGCGACCCUACUACGUCGCUGCGGAAUCAAUGUAUGCAAAUUUUCUGCCGUACUGUGUUGGGUCAGAGCCACGUCACAUCCGGUUCCUGAACUGGUUCAAGGAUGUGUUCAAGAUGUACGGAAGGAAACCAAAGUUUGUGUUUGGGUUCCAUGCGGAGUUCAGCCACGACAAUAACAACCAGAUGAAGAAGAUGGACGAUGAUCUACUGACUUAUCUAAAGUACCUCAACACCAGCGGUUACCUUGACCACACAAUCCUGAUCCUUAUGUCUGACCACGGGGCAAGAAUCGACCAGAUUAGAGGAACUCCACAAGGGAAGCUUGAGGAACGACUGCCAUAUUUUUCAUUCCGGUUCCCACCGUCGUUCAAAAAAUCAUUUCCUGAAGAAUUUCUAAAUUUUAAAAAUAACAGACCUAGGCUGGUCACCCCUUUUGACGUGUAUGAGACAUUCCACCACAUGUUAAACGUUCGUGGUCCACCAGUGGAUCAUUCCAAAAACAGGGGGACCAGCUUGUUUAGAGUGAUCCCCAAAACGAGAACGUGCGCUGACGUUGAGGUCAAGCCACACUUCUGCUCAUGCGCGAACCUUAAAGAAGUCAAGAACGAGUCUAUGCUAAACCGUCUAUCCAAUGAGGUCGUCGCUUACAUCAAUAACCAGACUAAUAAAGUCCGUAAUCUGUGCUCUAUUCUCAGUUUAGCUGAAGUCAUCAACAUAUUUAAGUACACCACACACGGUGGUACGUCUAACCAACAUGAACCUGACCCCGCCAGUUUAUUCCAGUUUUACCAAGUGACCUUCAGAACCUCGCCAAACGACGGCGUCUACGAGGCGACGGUCAAGCACUUGGUGCCGUCUGAUACUCUUGUGGUCAGUGACUGGCAGAUUAGCCGGAUUAACCGUUACGGUGAUGCCGCGGCUUGCAUAGAACAAACGUUUCCAUUUUUAAGACAAUUUUGUUUCUGUAAGAAUAAUGGGAAUACAUGAUACUGUAAUAAAAAUUAGAGGAUUUUUUCACAUUUUACCAUGCGUUUUGCUGCAGACAGGUAAAAAAAAACAAAAUAGUUGUAGUGAAAAGAUGAAAUGAGAGUGGGACAUUUUCAAACUGGUGAAGGAAGGACAAAUUAGUGUUAUAGAAUACAUAGAAUACAUGACAAUGUGUUGAGAAUAUAUAGAAUAAAUUGUGUAGUUUUUGUCAGUGUGAUUGUGUCUAGACGUAUUUGAGACAUUCUUUAAAA